Messenger RNA from Lycium ferocissimum, 1418 nucleotides. RefSeq names its product actin-53. The coding region runs from base 105 to 1238 and encodes 377 amino acids. The record is from RefSeq and is a predicted model, not a curated record. The transcript is spliced from 5 exons. NCBI's taxonomy places the organism in Eukaryota, Viridiplantae, Streptophyta, Magnoliopsida, Solanales, Solanaceae.
AUUCUUGAUUUUCUUUCUCUCUCUCCUAAUAGUCUCUGACCUCUUUUCACUAGAAGAAAUCCUCUAGCAACCAAAGGGUUCAAUUUCAUCCAAUCGCUUAUAAGAUGGCUGAUGGAGAGGAUAUUCAACCACUUGUUGUUGACAAUGGAACUGGAAUGGUCAAGGCUGGUUUUGCUGGGGAUGAUGCUCCAAGGGCUGUUUUUCCAAGUAUAGUUGGCCGUCCUCGUUACACUGGUGUCAUGGUUGGUAUGGGACAAAAAGAUGCCUAUGUUGGUGAUGAAGCUCAGUCCAAAAGAGGUAUAUUGACUUUAAAAUAUCCGAUUGAACAUGGUAUCGUAAGCAACUGGGAUGAUAUGGAGAAAAUCUGGCAUCACACAUUUUACAAUGAGCUUCGUGUUGCACCCGACGAGCACCCUAUUCUUCUGACUGAGGCACCACUUAACCCCAAGGCGAACAGAGAGAAAAUGACGCAAAUCAUGUUUGAGACAUUCAAUGUGCCAGCCAUGUAUGUUGCGAUCCAGGCUGUUCUCUCUCUGUAUGCUAGUGGUCGUACAACUGGCAUUGUGCUCGAUUCUGGUGAUGGUGUGAGCCACACUGUCCCUAUCUACGAGGGAUACGCACUUCCCCAUGCUAUCUUGCGGUUAGAUCUUGCUGGUCGUGAUCUUACAGAUUAUCUCAUGAAGAUUCUCACAGAGAGAGGUUAUUCAUUUACCACUGCUGCUGAACGGGAGAUUGUUCGUGAUGUGAAGGAGAAGCUUGCGUAUGUUGCACUGGAUUAUGAACAGGAGCUUGAGACUUCAAAGAAUAGCAAGGAUGUUGAGAAGAGCUACGAGCUUCCAGAUGGACAAAUAAUCACUAUUGGUGCUGAGAGAUUCCGUUGCCCUGAAGUCCUCUUCCAGCCAUCAUUGGUUGGAAUGGAAGCAUCUGGAAUUCAUGAAACAACCUAUAACUCAAUCAUGAAGUGUGAUGUGGAUAUUAGGAGAGAUUUAUAUGGAAAUGUUGUGCUUAGUGGUGGCUCAACUAUGUUCCCUGGCAUAACGGAUCGCAUGAGCAAGGAAAUCACUGCUCUUGCUCCAAGCAGCAUGAAGAUCAAGGUCGUUGCGCCACCUGAGAGGAAGUACAGCGUCUGGAUUGGAGGAUCAAUUCUAGCUUCUCUCAGUACUUUCCAACAGAUGUGGAUAACGAAGGGCGAGUAUGAUGAAUCAGGUCCAGCAAUUGUCCAUAGGAAGUGCUUCUAAGAGUGGUUUGACAACUUUAUUCCUCCUUAGUUAAUUUCCAUCAAAUGAAUUUUAGUUAAUUUCCAUCAAAUUAAUUCUAUUUGUUAGAGCUAUGCCAUUUGGAUUGGAACUUUAUUUAGUUUUGAAUAUGUUAUGUGACACUUUAUGUUAUUCAACUUGCAAGCGUGGAUUCAGCUUGUU